AUGGCAACCGUCGCACCACCACCGGCGAGCGAACGGAAGCGCGUCAAAGUCUACGAGCUCAAGAACAAUGACUGGUUCGACAGAGGCACCGGCUUCUGCAAGGGUGUUGUAGCAAAUCAGGAGGAAGCAAGGAUUGUAGUCUUGUCCGAAGACGACCAGUCGCGACAGCUCCUCGAAACGCGCAUCUCCAAGGAUGAUGGCUAUCAGAAACAGCAAGAUACCCUCAUCGUAUGGACUGAGCAAAAUGGCACCGACAUGGCCCUCAGUUUUCAGGAGCCCGAGGGCUGUGCCAGCAUAUGGGACUUUGUCAACGAAGUGCAAUCGCGAUUGCAGACUUUAGCGCAGGACGAUGGUCUUUCAGACGAUUUGGACCAUAUUAAUCCCAUACUUCUCCCAAACCCAGAUCUCGGCAACCUUCACGAGAUUGAAAACCAUAUGCGCGCUGCAAACUCUACCCCAGGAGGUCGAGAAGCCCUCGCCAAAUUCAUCCUUGCUCAGGAUUACAUACCGAAACUGAUUCCGCUUGUCGACAUGGCCGAAGACCUCGAAAGCGUAUCGGAUCUCCACCGGCUAUGCAGCAUCAUGAAGAUGCUCAUCCUACUCAACGACACUGCCAUUAUCGAAUACGUAGUGACAGACCCCGUUGUCCUGGGAGUUGUUGGAGCUCUAGAAUACGACCCGGAUUUUCCCUUGCACAAAGCGAACCACCGACAAUACCUCGACGACGAAUCCAAAUUCAAAGAGGUUGUCAAGAUUGAAGACGAGAAUAUCAAGCGGAAAAUUCAUUACACUUAUCGCCUACAGUACCUCAAAGACGUGGUGCUUGCACGCAUCCUCGACGACCCCACCUUUAGCGUUCUCAACUCCCUCAUCUUCUUCCACCAAGUCGACAUUGUCCAGCACCUUCAAGCAAACGGCCCCUUUUUGAAAGAGCUUUUUGGCAUCUUCUCGCCCAAGGAGCAGAAUCUCUCGAGAAAAAAGGAUGCAGUCUUGUUCAUUCAGCAGUGUUGCGCCAUAGCAAAGAGCCUGCAGGCAAAUGUUAGGGCGCAGCUUUAUCAAAACUUCAUUAGUGGUGGCCUGUUGGAAGUCAUACAGUUUGCGCUCAAACACCAAGAUGCUUCAGUUCGAGUAGCAGGCACAGACAUACUUGUGUCUUUGAUCGAUCACGAUGCUCUCAUGGUGCGCAGCUACAUUUUCAAGGCCAUUCAGGAAAAGACCAAGCCACUUACCGAUACCCUGAUUGAGUUACUUCUGAUUGAAGUGGACUUGGGAGUCAAGGCGCAGAUGGCAGAUGCGAUUAAGAUUCUGCUAGACCCCAAUGCCAACUCGGCGUCGAUAGAGGCGCUUGGGCGAACUAACAGUGACUUCCUUGCUAAGAUGAGGGGUCAACUUCCGUCCAUACCGCAAACUGACUCUUUUAUUCAAAAUUUCUACGACGAGUCUGCACGGAAACUCUUCCAGCCUCUCAAAGAUCUCGAAGGCCGCGAGUCUAUGGAAGAUCUAUCAAUGCAAGAAGUGUCAUUAUACGCCCACCUGGUCGAGGUCCUUUGUUUCUUCAUCCGUCAACAUUCUUUCCGCAGCAAAUACUUCAUUCUAUCCGAAGGCCUCGCAAUGCGGGUAGCACAACUUAUGGCCUGUCCGGAGAAGCAUUUGAAACUUACUGCGCUCAAGUACUUCCGCACUGUUCUCGGUUUCCACGACGAAACACAUAACCGCCAAAUCAUCCAACACCACCUUUUCGAGCCCAUCUUGCAGAUCCUAUUCGAUACGAUGCCUCGCGACAAUCUCCUCAACUCGGCAUGCCUGGAGUUGUUUGAAUUCAUCAGGCGCGAAAACAUCAAGAUGAUUGUUCAGCAUCUGGUCGAGAUGUACAGGGAGAGAUUACAAGCUGUCACCUAUGUCGACACAUUCCAAAAUCUGAUCCUCAAGUAUGACCAGAACCAUGAGCCAGUCACUACUCAGGAGCUCGACAAUUCAUUCACAAGUGUGGACAGUGACACACCUGCGCGACAUCCCGCAAAUGUCAAUGGUGGCAAGUGGGGUCAAGGCUUGAAGGACGUAGAUGCGGACGAGGAAGCAUACUUCAACACAUCAGACGAUGAGGAUGAACAACUUGCCACUACUGGCAAAAUCGCCCUCAAUGGAGCAUCGCCGGUGCGCCCCCUCGUUAAUUACCCGGAUGACGACGCCGACGAUGCCGAUAUGGAUGAUCUCACUACCGGGCUGCCGGCCUCUGUGCACAAGAUUUCAGCAGAGACGCAAACCCCAGAAACCACUCCAUCACCAAACUCUGCUUCUGCAGGAUCGCCGCCGGAACGUAUAUCCGAAAAGCGCCGUAGAGAAGAGGAUGAGGAGGAUGAGCUUCUUGCAAGCAUCUCCACAUCUGCAGGUCCAAAGCGCCGUGCUUCAACAUCAAGCAACGCAAGCUCAGGAAGCCUGCGGAACUUGCGCCGGAAGUCGCCCAAUGUCAAUGCCGGCAAGGAUGGUGGUGGAACACCAAAGAAGAUCUCGUUGUCCAUUCCACUGAAAAGUAGUGGUGAGGGAGGCGCGGGCGAAUAG
Molecule: messenger RNA, 2559 nt
Organism: Bipolaris zeicola 26-R-13
Lineage: Eukaryota; Fungi; Ascomycota; Dothideomycetes; Pleosporales; Pleosporaceae
Exons: 8
Coding region: 1-2559 (852 amino acids)
Biological process (GO): protein dephosphorylation; DNA damage response
Cellular component (GO): protein phosphatase 4 complex; nucleoplasm
Molecular function (GO): protein phosphatase activator activity
Source: RefSeq, a predicted model, not a curated record